Meloidogyne enterolobii is the source of this 333-nucleotide messenger RNA. Lineage: Eukaryota; Metazoa; Nematoda; Chromadorea; Rhabditida; Meloidogynidae. The record is from the annotation of a GenBank genome assembly.
AUGUAUAGUAUGUUUUUCACAAAAAUAGUUUUAUCUUUGUUAAAUUUAUUGUUAAUCUUCAUUUAUUUUAUUAUUCUUCUUUUUUAUCCAAUCGAUCAUCUCGAUCCUCCCGGCAUUAUUCCUUCCAUUAAUUCUCUCCUACUUUUUUUGCCACGACCCUUUACCCCAAAUUGGCAUGGACAACGCCAAACUGCGCAGGACGCUUACAAGGAAACGGACUGCUGCUGGGCCUUUUUGACAAAAAUGGACAGUGAAUGGAUGUUGGGGGUUAUAAUGGGCGGAGAAAUAAAUAAAUAUACAAGCCAUCGACAAAAAAAUGGAAGGGAAGGAUGA